Molecule: messenger RNA, 562 nt
Organism: Zea mays
Lineage: Eukaryota; Viridiplantae; Streptophyta; Magnoliopsida; Poales; Poaceae
Exons: 2
Coding region: 1-372 (123 amino acids)
Source: RefSeq, a predicted model, not a curated record
AUGGUGGGGUCGACCUGGCCUCCGCCGCCGAGGCCCGACAGCGCGUUGAACAUGCCGGGGCAGCAGAAGCAGAUGAGGCCCAGCAGGGACACCUGCGCCAGCGGCGAGUUGUACCGCAGAAGGCCGCGUUUCGCGGGCACCUCCAACGCCGCCGCCGGCGGGUGGUGGCGGUAUGGUGGGGGGGAAAUGUCAGCCGCGCUUCGCCGGUCAGGGUGGCUGGAAUCAGAAUCAGAAUCAGUGAUGGAGACCAAAGGCGAAGACGGAGAGUGGCGUAUAUAUAGGGAGGAGAUGGAUCCUGAUGAUUUGUUUGUUUAUAUAGUUUUCCCGUCGCGGCGCCAUUUGGGGGACGGAGAUGAACAACCUACAUCGUGACAUUUGGAGGAGAGAGAGAGACGCGACCAAUACUAUAGGAUAUUGUUUAGGCAAGUGGGGAAAAAAUAAAAAAUAAAUUUGCCUAGCCUAGCUUUAUCCCCACCCCCAUGCAUCAAUCAAGGUUCACGGACAUUCGCUGCUGAUUACCUCAAAGGCACAGCAAUCGGAUUCUUCAGUUUGGAAUUUUGCA